UGUGCGUGUGAUGCUUGUCUGACCGCGGCGCAGCGAUGUUCGGCGGCAGCGGCGGCGUGGGCGCGGGCUACAACGGCGGCGGCGGCGAGUGCGCCGAGGGCUACGGGCUGGGCUACGUGGCGGGCGGCGGCCGCCUGCAGCAGUACGCCGCGCACUUCGCGCCGCACCAGAACGUCUGGCACCACCACCACCCGCCGCACCACGACUCCUACGCAGGCGGCGGCGGGGUGAGCGGCGUGGGCGGGGUGGCGGGGGGGCUGUACUCGCAGAACAUGGUGAUGGGCUCGUGGUGCGCGCCCUACGAUGCGCUGCAGCGACCCACCGCAUACGAUGGCGUGCUGGAGAUGUACGAGGAGGGGCGCGAGUGCGUGAACUGCGGCGCCAACAACACGCCGCUGUGGCGCCGCGACGCCACGGGCCACUACCUGUGCAACGCGUGCGGCCUGUACCACAAGAUCAACGGCGUGAACCGCCCGCUCGUCAAGCCGAGCAAGCGGCUGUCGGCGGCGCGGCGCCACGGCCAGUGCUGCACCAACUGCGGCUCGCGCAACACCACGCUGUGGCGACGCAACAACGACGGCGAGCCCGUGUGCAACGCCUGCGGCCUCUACUACAAGCUGCACGGCAUCAACCGACCGCUAGCCAUGAGGAAAGAUGGUAUCCAGACGCGAAAACGCAAACCGAAGAAGUCUGGCAACGGAACAAAACCGGCACAAGACGCCAACAAGAAAGAUGAACACAGCUCCCCUGGCAUGGACGACAGCAAACAGAGCAUCCCGGAGACAGCGCUGCCCCUGGCGCAGUCGCUGGGCGGGCAGGGCAAGGCGCGCGAGGCGGCGGGCGCGGAGGCGGCGCAGGCGCAGCAGCACGGCGCGCAGUACCCGCUGGCGCUGGGCGGCGCGCCCUUCCUGUCCAACCCCGCGCUCUUCAACAUCAAGAGCGAGCCCAGCAACGCGCCCGCCUACGACGCCUACCCCGCGCACUCCGCGCCGCACUACCACUCGCAGCAGCAUUACCUGCACGCGCUACAGUACGGGCUGGGCAACGGCGAAGAGGAGGAGGGCAGCGGGUUCCUGCACCAGCGCAACGUGACUGCGCAUGCCAAGCUCAUGGCGUCCACGUAGCAGCCCCCCCCCCACGCUGUGACGUCACGCGACACUGUGCCCGCACGCACUGAACGUACAAAGGACUAAGUGACAAGUUGUGAGCGAGCUCGCGGGUGCACUCCCUCAGCUCGCCGCCACUCACCAGUGCACGAGUUCACGAUUCACGACUAUUCAAUUGAUCUUAUGAGUUAGGUACGCUCCUCGAGCUGCACAGCUUCGAGACAAUGCGUAUCUGUUGAUACAUCAAUACUAAUAGCAGUUCACACUUCCAUUAAACGGAUAGAUAUCGACAAACUCUAGAAUGUUUUGUGUUCCGAUAUAAAUGUACAUAUUUAGCUGUAAUUAUUUUAGUUAAUGUUGUAUGAUAUAGUUGUAUGAGAGAGGUAGCGAUGCGUCGUAGGCUGUACCUAGUUAGUUAGUCACUUUGACACCUUGCCAUAUUGACUGACGCAAUGGUAACGAAGUAUUAAUUUAAUUGUUUUAACGUUCCAUGACCAUUGUAAUCUCAAAAACUAGUCUAAUGAGUCUCAAGUAGUAUGUCUCAAGAGUUGACGAUAUAAUAUUAUGGAAUUAGAAACUUUUAAGAUAGCUUUCAGACGUGCAAUCCGUCCAGUGGGCGGAGAACAAUAAAUCCUUAUAUUCUUCUGUGUUGGAAAUGCUCCUCGCUGCGCCGCACUGCGCUCGUCUGACAGCGAUCUUAAUCUGGACCGUGUAAAUAGCGCCACGUAGCCUGUAGUUAGUCAAUUAAGUUAAACAGUAUUCAAAUAAUGCCACCUAAACAAUAAAAACCAGUUGUUCCACUGCUUGUACAGGCUGCACAAAGCAGAUGAUCCUCAUCUCUGAGUGAUCUGUAGAGGCAAGCAACUUUAUCUUGUUAUCUCAUUGCAUAUUGAGGCAAAUAUAAUAAUUUAUGGCUAGGUACCGAAUUAAAUUCUCUUUACAACUCCACUUGUGUUCUAAACAUAUUCUAUAUACUGUAAUAUAAAUAUGUACUCCACAAAUUUUAAAACAGGACACAGUUUCUGCUCUGUUUACUGAAAAACAAUAAAUGUGUUUUGGUAGUGCUUGUUAUGAGUGAAUCAUGCGGGCUAACCUGCCCCACAAUAAUGUUAAUGUAGUUUAAUUAGUUUGAAUAAAUGGCAUUUAUUAUACUUCUUGUACAUACUAGUUAGAAAUGAAAUAUAAAAAUUUACUCUUAAUACUGUUUAUUUCAUAUGGUCCAGCACAAACUAUCACUGUAGGUAAGUAUUGGAUUACAGAAAUUAAUUGAGACUUAUUAUCAAAACAUAAGUUCUUAUUGUGUUGGUAAAAAGCCUCAAUCAUAAAUAUCAACUAGAAAUAUAUGUACAAAGUGAAGUCUGUUGUAUUAUAAAUUUAUGUGUAAUGAAAUAUAUAAGUGAGCGCACAA
This is a messenger RNA of Helicoverpa zea (corn earworm), 2514 nucleotides long. Its product is annotated as GATA-binding factor A-like. NCBI's taxonomy places the organism in Eukaryota, Metazoa, Arthropoda, Insecta, Lepidoptera, Noctuidae. The coding region runs from base 36 to 1124 and encodes 362 amino acids. Gene Ontology annotation, biological process: positive regulation of transcription by RNA polymerase II; cell fate commitment; negative regulation of transcription by RNA polymerase II. The record is from RefSeq and is a predicted model, not a curated record. Gene Ontology annotation, molecular function: zinc ion binding; DNA-binding transcription factor activity, RNA polymerase II-specific; RNA polymerase II cis-regulatory region sequence-specific DNA binding. The transcript is spliced from 7 exons.